This is a messenger RNA of Suillus subalutaceus, 1488 nucleotides long. RefSeq names its product S-adenosyl-L-methionine-dependent methyltransferase. Bases 307 to 1308 code for a protein of 333 amino acids. The record is from RefSeq and is a predicted model, not a curated record. The transcript has 10 exons. Lineage: Eukaryota; Fungi; Basidiomycota; Agaricomycetes; Boletales; Suillaceae.
AAUUUUCGGACGAGUAACAGGAGGUAACAGGAGACUGGUCACCUCUGGUCACCUCUUCAUUUGAUACAAGUCCUCUAAAAUAUUUUGCACACGGCGGGUAUUAGCAGCCGCAGACGUUACUGUGAUGGAGAUCCGAGAUCCCCAAUUACGACUAGUGAUAUGAUCUGAUCAGUUGAGUCCCGGAUGCCGUGUUUCAGUUAUCGCUGCGGACGCAGCGUGACGCCACUAGCCUUCAAUUCCCGAACAUUGUUGUGGCCGCGUUUCAUACUAUCGUAAACCUUUACUACCACCAAGUCCUUCGCAAGAAUGAAUGCCAACAACAAUCCACCUGCUCCAAAAACUCGGCGAGUCUUGCCAGAAAUACAAACUACAGUCUACCGUAGGAAUCGAUUCUCCUUACCAAUGCACUUCAGAGCCCAGACUUAUCUGUUUGUUUUCAGAACAGAUGCAGAUGAACAUGAAAGGCUUCGACUACAGCACAACGCCUUAAAGAUUUUCAUGGAUGGCAAUAAUCAUAUUGUACCUAUCGAAGAUGAAGGUAAUUUCCAGCGCGUCCUGGACCUGUGUUCCGGCAGUGGUCAGUGGGUCGUGGAUGUCGCAGAAUCACUUCCUAAUGCUGAAGUGCAUGGUGUCGACCUGGCUUUGCCACAAAUAUUCGGGAACUCGGAAAUUCCAUCGAACGUACAGUUUCACAAAGUCGAUUUACUUAAUCAACCUCUCCCAUUUGCUGAUUGUUAUUUUGACAUCGUUCAAAUGCGCAUCGUACCAAGUAUCCCAAACAGGAUCGACCUUCUCAAGGAAAUCAGUCGAGUACUGUGGCCGGGAGGAUAUGUGAUGUUCUUCGAACCAGGGGCCUCUUUCUCAGGGACCCAAGGCACUCGCACUGCUGCGUUAACACAAGUUGACCGUCUCAUCAUACAAUCUCCUCAUACGCCAUCUCCAGGCACUGGGGACGACAAUGGCAUGAUUUGGUCCCUCGCUCCAAAGAUCGCAUCUAUGCUCCAAGACGCUGUAGACAAUCAAGGGAAUGCACUAUUCUACGAUGUCUCGUCUUUAGAACUUCUCAUUCCCAUAGGCGGCUGGCCUGAUGAUGAAAAACUGAAAUCGGUAGGGUCAAUGAUGGCAGAAGUGCAAAUGGGUCUGGUUGACGCAUUCCGUCCGAAGUUCAUCGAGCUCCAGUUGCUUACUGAUGCUGAAUUUUCCGCUCUUCAGACGCGUGUCUUAGCAGAAGUUGAAGAUCCAACGUUAGAGUUGCAACAACCUUUCGUCGCUGCAUGGGGCCGUAAAGUUGCGGAAAAUUCUGGCUAGCUAGCUUUAGGUUAUGUAUUUCUAUCUGUUUACAUCGUACGCGACUAUGAGACCGUCAAAAUCGAACAAGUACAGGCGAGCGUGGGCCAGGCACAUGUUACAAGAACAUCAAACGCAGGAUGACACUUAGAAAAGUAGAUGAAUAUAUGUAAAUCCCUCCAAACUCUGCGCACUUCGCCC